UGUUCUUGUUUUAGACCCAAAUAUGAAAAACAGAGAAAAAUGAAUCAGUAAUAAAUGUUUUAAACAACAAUAUUUAUUAGUUAUUUUGUUAAAAACAUAAAAUUUAUUCCUCAGAAUUUACAGACAAGAACGCUUCUCUUCAAACUGUUGAAUACAGAUCAGAGRGUUUCUUUGAGGAUCCUAAAAUUAUUUGUGAUUAAUAUUUAUUGAUCACUGUAAUAAUUAUCAGCUGGUCUGAACACCUGGUGAUGUUUCGUGUGCUUUUAUUGUGAAAAUCUAAGCUUGUUAUUAACAGCWGUUUCAUUUGCCAUCAUGCUUGACCUUGUGCUGAAUAAUUUAUUGUCUAAUUGUGUGUUUAUGACAGAAGAUGCAGCUGAGGGUGUGACAGGAAGUGACCAGAAUUGACAGGAAGUGACAGGGGGUGACAGGAAGUGACCAGAAUUGACAGGAAGUGACAGGGGGUGACAGGAAGUGAGCGCAAACCAUCAUGUCUCUGCCGUCUUCUUCUUCUUCUUCUUCUUCUUCUUCUUCUUCUUCUUCUUCUUCUUCUUCUUCUGUGGUAUGGAGGAUGCUCCUCCUCCUCCUCCUGGUGCUUCCAUCACCCAGCCUGGUCAUGACAUCAUCACCUCGUGCGAUGAUGUGGCGCCGUGGCAACAGAGCUGCCUCCAUCAGCGCCUGCCAGCAGACGGCGGCGGCGUACGGAGGACUGACGGUUCGCUGCAGCGGACUCAGACUGACCCAGGUACCUGUCGGCCUGUCCAAUCACACCACUCGACUGUUUCUGAACAAGAACCUGCUCAGUUACCUGCCGGCCUACUCCUUCUCUGACCUGCUCCUGCUGGAUGAGCUGGACCUGUCCCACAACCAGCUGUCUUUACUUGAAGCGGGUUGUUUCUUCGGGUUGGCGCCGUCUCUUCGGUUCCUGGACCUGUCGUUCAACCGGCUCACCACCCUGGACCCCGAUGUGCUCGGUGGUCUUCAGGUCCAGGCCAACCUGACCCAGAACCCCUGGCACUGUGACUGCAGGAUGCAGAUGUCCAUCCCUCAGCUGGACRUGGACGAGUCCUCUCUGGACAAAGUCAUCUGUCUGACCUCUGACCUCCCAAACCUCGGUACGUUUCCUCCACCUGUCGUCUUCAUGUCAGAUGUUUCCUGUUUGACCCCCCC
Molecule: messenger RNA, 1167 nt
Organism: Austrofundulus limnaeus
Lineage: Eukaryota; Metazoa; Chordata; Actinopteri; Cyprinodontiformes; Rivulidae
Product: leucine-rich repeat-containing protein 3C
Molecular function (GO): protein binding
Source: RefSeq, a predicted model, not a curated record